UUAUAUUUAUCUAGGCACCUAUCGUCUAUAAAUAUAUUUUGAUGUGAAUAAACUGAAAUCCCUGUCGUUGUAUGACAAAUUACAAAUUAAGUACGGAUUAGUUUAAUAUUAUAGCCUAUCACAGUCUGUCUGACACCCCUAUUGAGUUGGCACAAGGUCGUUAAGGAUUAUGACAGUGCAGUAACCAUAGGCAGUGACGAUAAAUGAAGUGGCGAGCUGUGUGGAUGGAUUUUAAAGUCACAUGACCGAAGUCAACGACUCAAACCUCUAUGGACGAAAACAGAGGUGUGGGCUACUUUUGUAAUACGGAGGGAUCAGAGGCAUUGAGGGAGCGAACGGAGUUUUCAGAAGGACGGGGGGCUCCGACUCCUCGCCUAAAAAUGCCGAAUAAAGGGAAAAAAUAUAAGGAAUCUUCCAAGUCUGUGAAGUCAAGCAAACCUGGAUGCAAAAAUGGACAUUCCAACUCUGACCAUGAGGGUUCGAAUAAGAAGAGCGCGCAGCCGCCCAACACCCAGUUGCUGAGGGUGAAACCUGGCUCAAACUCAGCAGUCAAGAGGGAGCGGAGGCUGAGUGCGUCUGUCUUCCCCAUCAGCACCAAUAGGAAGCUGCAGACGCUGCCUGCUAUUAAAGACUGUGCUCCGGCGGAGCAGGAGAAGCUGUUUGUGCAGAAGCUGCGCCAGUGCUGCGUGCUUUUUGACUUCCUGUCAGACCCACUAAGUGACCUGAAAUGGAAGGAAGUGAAGCGGGCGGCGCUGAGCGAGAUGGUGGAGUACAUCACGCACAACAGGAACGUCAUCACAGAGCCCAUCUACCCAGAGGUGGUGCACGUGUUUGCGGUGAACAUGUUCCGAACGUUGCCUCCGUCGUCCAACCCCACAGGAGCAGAGUUCGACCCCGAGGAGGACGAGCCUACGCUUGAGGCUGCAUGGCCACAUCUCCAGCUCGUCUACGAAUUUUUCCUUCGGUUUUUAGAAUCUCCUGACUUUCAACCGAACAUAGCAAAGAAGUACAUCGACCAGAAGUUUGUGAUGCAGCUUUUAGACCUGUUUGACAGUGAAGACCCACGGGAGAGGGACUUCCUCAAAACUACUCUCCACAGGAUAUAUGGGAAGUUCCUGGGACUACGGGCCUACAUCAGAAAACACAUCAAUAAUAUAUUUUAUAGGUUUAUCUAUGAGACUGAGCACCAUAAUGGAAUAGCAGAAUUACUGGAGAUACUUGGAAGUAUAAUCAAUGGGUUUGCCUUACCACUAAAAGAGGAGCACAAGAUAUUCCUUUUAAAGGUCCUGUUGCCUUUGCACAAAGUCAAAUCACUUAGUGUCUACCAUCCGCAGUUGGCAUACUGUGUGGUGCAGUUUCUAGAGAAGGACAGCACUCUCACUGAACCAGUGGUCAUGGCCCUUCUGAAAUACUGGCCCAAGACUCACUCCCCCAAAGAGGUGAUGUUCCUUAACGAGCUGGAAGAGAUUCUAGACGUCAUCGAGCCGUCCGAGUUUGUCAAGGUCAUGGAGCCACUGUUCAGGCAGCUGGCCAAGUGUGUGUCCAGCCCACACUUCCAGGUAGCAGAGAGGGCUCUGUACUACUGGAACAACGAGUACAUCAUGAGUCUGAUCAGCGACAACGCAGCCAAGAUCCUACCCAUCAUGUUCCCGGCGCUCUACCGCAACUCCAAGACCCACUGGAACAAGACCAUCCAUGGCCUCAUCUACAAUGCUCUCAAGCUCUUCAUGGAGAUGAACCAGAAGCUCUUUGAUGACUGCACACAGCAGUUCAGAGCAGAGAAAAACAAAGAGAAGGCCAAGUCAAAAGACCGGGAAGAGGCCUGGAUCAAGAUUGAGAACCUUGCCAAAUCCAACCCACAGUUACGAACGAGAGACCAGAGGAAAGACCGGCCUAUGGUGCGGCGUAAGUCUGAUCUCCCUCAGGACAUCUACACCGCAAAAGCCUUGGAGACCCAUCGCCGAGCCGACGUCAUGAUCACUACCCGCGAUGGGCUCUAGGUCUGCCCCUUUCUCUCUAGUGUCCAUUCCCAUCUUCUCUCUUUCCUCUAGUGUCCAGUCCCCUCUUUCCUCUAUUGUCAAGUCCCCUCUUCUCUCGACCCUCAUCCACACAGCACAUUCAGAUUACUGGCCCAGUUUCCUCAUCGUCGCCAGUACACAACCCCCCCCCCCCCCCUGGAUUUCUGCUUUCUCAGGUGUUUCUUUCUGGGAGGGGUGGUGCCGCAACUUUCUUUUUUAGUCUUGCCAACAAUUUUUUUUUGCUUAAUCGUGCAUAAAACAGUAUCGGCUCAUCCCUCCAGGUUCUUACUGUACGAAUGAAAAUGGGGGAAGUUCCGUUCCACUAGUGACAUGACAAGCUCCUAUGUUCCCCCAUUGAGCGCAGUUGGUAGAAUGCACAACAAACGUAGAGAGCAGAAACAGAAUGGGGGAGGCUCCUCUCAUUUCCUCUUAUGUCAUUUUCUGUCAAGGGGAAACAAAACUAACAACAGCCGUUGGGGGAUGACUGUUGGAUCGACGUUUUGUUCUCUAGUUAAAUUUUUUAACUUUUGUUUAAUCCCAGGGACAUUUGCCAGUGCCAAGACCGUUUGUGUUCUUUCUGUGUCCGUGUUUUUCUGUGAGAGAAACCAGGAUGACUAUCUAGGUAGACAGCCUGCGUCGUUUGCCUUUGUUUUUUGGAGCCUCAGAUGAUUCAAUUGUUGUUUUCAUUAAUAAGAUGAAGAGCAACAGGACUUUCUGAAGUGACUGAUCCAUCUGUUCUGAUGAAGUCACUUUAUGACUAGGAUGGAGGGAGGACGGGAGGUUCUCUGUGGACACUGGACUCUUUACACUCUACUCUUUGUGCCAUGCACAUUCUUUCGUUGGAUUGAUUUCCCUUCUGUUGAACUCCAUUGGCAAUAUGUGAGCCAGAUCACAAUGAAAUAUUGACAGUUCAAACAAUGGUACUUAUUUCAUACAGAGAAACACAUUGGUGUUUGUUAGUCUGCACCCAGUUUGUCAUAUUCAAAAGCCCUUCUUAGACAUGUCAGUCUCCGUAAUUCAUACAUAAUGCAUGUCCCCAGUUCUUACUGCUAUUGGGAAGCUUCAUUUAACUCUCAAUGGCCAGCUAGGAAGUGUUUGGUUUGACACAGUCCAUCAAGACACCUGUAGCCACACACACUGUAAUGCUACAUUAUGCAGAACAUUCCAGAAACGUUCCAACUGAAAUGACAUUGACACUUUACCUGGGGGUGUCAGUUUGAGGAAGGCGAGGUGCAGAAUUACUCCUCUCGAUCACAUAAGUUGUUAUUUGGGAUGCAGGGUGAUGUUGUAGAACUGAUUCUGCGCAGCCCGACUAAUGAAGUCCAUCUCAAACGCACAUCUUGUCCUCAGAUGCAGGCUUUUCAGAAGCCCUGGAGCUGCUUACUAGUCAAGCAUCGUCCUCCAUUCGUUCCAGAGGUACCCAUGAUAUCCCAUGCCCUGAAGCCCUCCCCCAGCGUUCUCACGUUUCCCCGUGUUGGUUGGUAUUUACCAGUCCCCUCCUACCCAGAGGUACCCAUGAUAUCCCAUGCCCUGAAGCCCCCCCCCCCCCCC
Molecule: messenger RNA, 3569 nt
Organism: Salvelinus fontinalis (brook trout)
Lineage: Eukaryota; Metazoa; Chordata; Actinopteri; Salmoniformes; Salmonidae
Product: serine/threonine-protein phosphatase 2A 56 kDa regulatory subunit gamma isoform-like
Exons: 15
Coding region: 270-2000 (576 amino acids)
Biological process (GO): protein dephosphorylation; signal transduction
Cellular component (GO): cytosol; nucleus; protein phosphatase type 2A complex
Molecular function (GO): protein phosphatase activator activity
Source: RefSeq, a predicted model, not a curated record